Molecule: messenger RNA, 923 nt
Organism: Cephus cinctus (wheat stem sawfly)
Lineage: Eukaryota; Metazoa; Arthropoda; Insecta; Hymenoptera; Cephidae
Gene: TpnCI
Product: troponin C
Exons: 6
Coding region: 188-667 (159 amino acids)
Molecular function (GO): calcium ion binding; enzyme regulator activity
Source: RefSeq, a predicted model, not a curated record
UUGAUUCGGUACCGACGCAACCGCUAUAUCGUCGGAUUCGAAUAUUACUCCAAGAACAGGGCGCGCCGCGCCAGUACCCGAAACACCGUUUGUCUCUCAAGUUCAUCCUUCAUCCGACAAUCGAGGAGUUUCUUCUUCUUAUUCCUUCCUUGAUCAGUGUAUACCCCGUUAAUACCGUACCGCCACGAUGGUAUGUUCGCUUGAUGAUGUUGCCGACGAACUGCCGCCAGAACAAAUUGCAGUACUUCGCAAGGCGUUCGACAGCUUCGAUCGUGAUAAGAGCGGCAGCAUCCCCACUGAUAUGGUAUCCGAUAUUCUUCGACUGAUGGGUCAACCCUUUAAUAAGAAAAUAUUGGAUGAGCUCAUCGAUGAAGUAGACGCAGACAAAUCGGGGAGACUCGAGUUCGAGGAGUUCGUCACACUGGCUGCUAAGUUUAUCGUUGAGGAAGAUGCCGAGGCUCUGGAGAAGGAACUGCGUGAGGCUUUCAGGCUUUAUGACAAGGAAGGCAACGGAUACAUCCCGACGACUUGUUUACGCGAGAUUCUAAGGGAACUUGAUGAUCAACUUACGGAUGAAGAACUUGAUAUCAUGAUUGAAGAAAUUGACUCCGAUGGUUCCGGCACUGUCGACUUCGAUGAAUUCAUGGAGAUGAUGACUGGAGAAUAGGCAUCCGUCCUGAGGAGCGACCACAACGUCCUAACAAAGACAAUCAGUGCAACAGCCACUUCAUUCGUUACAAUAUUCGCCUCAUUGAUCAAACUAUUGGCGACCUCGUUAAUGAAUUUUUCAGAAAUCAAUUACUGUCAUUUACACUCCUAUUCGCUAUGGUAGUUUAUCAUCCACGCCAUCUGACACAUCAAGGGUUUGCUGAUUCAUCACGUCCAGUGAGAAAACGAACCCUGGAUUAGAAUUACUGGGCCAG